GCCACACAAAGCCAUCAACUUUUUGUACAUUUUUCACAAUUUUCACAGCUUCUAAUUGCUAAAAAACAUUGUAAAUACUAAGUUAAGGCCUCACUGCAGCGCGAUAUCACGAAAUUUGCCAGAAAAUCGUGUUAGUUACAGAAUUGGCAUUCAGGAAGCGCAAUAUCGUGUAUUUCAGUGAUACGAGUGAGAGUUAUUCACACAAAAACAGACAACCAUCGAUUGUUGUGACGCCAUAAAUGACGAAACACUUUUGAAGAGACAAAUUUCACUCGAAAAUCGUUACGCGUGCGGAUUUCACUAUGGCUGCAAUCGUCGACGAGCCUGCAAAGCUGGAUCCGGUACGUGCACAAGAGGUUUCCGCCGAAUAUCUGUCAAGCUUGACAGAUCUAACGGUCAACAGCAAACCCCUCAUUUCGAUGUUGACGAUGCUGGCGGAGGAAAAUAUCGAAUAUGCCUCCGUUAUUGUCGACACAAUUGAGCGUCACAUCGUAACAGUGCGUUCCGAGUAUAAACUCCCCAUUUUAUAUCUAAUCGACUCGAUUGUUAAAAAUCUCCAACAGUAUCGGAAACAUGUCAACAUGAAAAUUGUCAACAUUUUUUGCGAGGUGUUCAGCAAAGUGAACGAACAGAUACGCGCAAAGAUGUUUCAGCUAAGACAAACGUGGAACGACGUGUUUCCCCAAACAAAAUUGUUCACGUUAGACGUGAAAGUCAAUCAAAUUGACCCAAAUUGGCCCAUUACGGCACAAAUUCAACCAAAGUCACCCGCCAUCCAUGUCAAUCCGAAUUUCUUCAAAAUAAAACCCGCACCUGGCACCCAACUGACUGACGAGCUGAAGAAAAAACAAAUCGAACUGCUCGAGCUGGAACGCAAAAAGCAAGAACUCGAACGUUCUGUCACAAAAAAGACACAAAAUGUACAAAGUCAGCAAAAAUUGGCGCCAGCUGUGGGUCAAAUGCCAUCUGUGACGACGCUCCCGAAAAUUCCAAAGGUUUCGUCGUCAUCAUCUCGUAAAGACCCGCGUCUCAACAAGCCAAGUAGUACAAGCAGUAGCUCAAAUCGUGUCACGAACGGCGAUUCAAAAGAUAAAGACAAGAAAAAACGAUCUGACAGCAAGUCAAAAAGUGAUAGAAAAGACAGUGAACGCAGCAAAAGUUCGAGCAAUAGCAGCAAAAGUUCACCGUCGAGCGUUACAAAGUCAAACAGUGAGUCGAGUUCGGCAUCAACGACGUCGCCAAAUAAGAAAUCCGACAGAAAACGACAUCGUAGUCCAAGUAAAACGGAAAAACCGAAACGUUCGCGGGAGAGAUCGCCGGAAAAUGAGAACAGCAAACGCGAGAAAAAGUCGUCGUCUUCAUCUUCAACAUCACAUCGAAGCAGUGACAAGAGUAAAUCGUCGAAGGAUUCGAAGCCGCAGCAACAACAACAGCAACAGCAACCUCUUCAACAAACAGGGGACGUGGAUUUGCGAGUCCCGAUAAAACCAACAGCUGAUGUGGAUUUGCGUCAAAUGCCCGUUGUCGAUAUCACAGAUGACGACGACGAGAUGACGCCAUCAGGCAAUCACAUCGACAACCUUUUCGGCAAUCAGGACUUGGAUCUGCGUACAAUGGUAGCAAAACCGCCCAUCAUUGGUCACAAAACUGCCAAAAACAUGAGCAAAUUAGCAGAAGUUCGUGCAAAAUUGGCAGCUGACAUGAAGCAAAAGGACAAUUUGGGUCGCCCAUUGUUGUACAAACACAGCAACGAUCCGCGCAAACGUCAACCUUUACGACCCGUCGAAACAAUCGUGCUCGAUUCCGAGGAAGACUUGAACAACAGCUUGUCACUCAUCGUGAAUCAAGCGAACGAGCAACUUGCCGCCAACCAAAUCAAUCACGACCAAUACAAAACGCUCGUGCAACAAGUUUGGCACAUCAAUGAAAAAAAUAAAAUUCAACUUGCGAAGCGACGUGAAUCGCAACAAGGUCGAAGUCCAUUGCCGGAUCCCGAUAUCGUUGUCGAUCGCCUCAUUGCACUCGAUCAAGUGAAAGCACCGCCGCCAGCGAUUCCCCUGAUUCCCGGAUUGUUCCCGCCGCCAACGAAUGUAGUGCCGCAACAACCUGUCGUCGCGCCAGCCGUUCUUGCAGCAGCUGCGGGCAUCACGUGCGUUCAACCUGUCACCAAUGUCGUCGAUACGUGCUUGGAUGACCUCGUAAGAACCAUCAACAUCGAUGGCGUGCCCCGUGACAUUCGUUUCUACAACGAGACUGCCGUGGUUUUCAUGAAUAACGACGAUCCGCGCGAAAUUGGCUUCGAGAAUGGACAACGACGACUCACCAUCGACGGGCAGGAAGCAACGUAUCUCGCCUUCAAUGACGUCUACAAACCCGUUUCCAUACAGGGACAACUGCAUCACGUGAGACUCGGUGCCCCGACGCGCGAGCUCUAUCUGGACAACAUGCCGUACGAGUGUUACAUUGGCGGGCCCGCAUUGCCGAUCCUCAUUGAUGGCGUCAUCCGGAUGAUUGGAGUCGAAGGACCCGAACCAAAGGUGAAAAUUGGCGAAGAACGGAAGGAUUUGUGUCUCGGCAAGAUCCAAAUGAUCAUCGAUGGCACAAUUCUCAUUCCCGUGUUUCUCGACUCGAAAAUGCAAAACUUCGAGUUGCCCGAAACGGGACGUCACACGUUGCAGAUCGCCGACUACUUGCAAACCAUUCUAAUUGAUGGCACUCCCAUUCUGAAUGUGGAAUACGGAGGCUUGCCAAAGUCAUUUAAGAUAGGCAAUAAAGUACGAUUUAUUCGUUUUACCACUUUACCCAAAGGUGUUUCCAAGGGAAAGCCUCUUAGCGUUAUGAAACCAAAUCAAAUCGCGACUUUACCGUCGACGUCGGGCGUCGAUGCGUCGUCAACAAAUGUCCCUCUUAACAAUACGCAAGUUCCUGCCGUUACCUCGACACAAGACGUUUCACAGCCGACGGCUCCGGGUAUCGUGCCUGCACUCAAUAACCUCAAUAUUGACGAAUUAUUCCAGCGUCUUAUCUCAUCGGGCAUCAUUGGGGGCGACAAGAAGCCUGAAAAUAGCAAAAAAUCCGAAGAAACGCCUGCAACUCCUGUCGCCGAGCAAAAACCCAAGGAAGAAAUUCAUAAAGUUGACUUGAAAGAUCCGAAAUCGAUCAAGCAACGCAGUAUGGGCAUCGUUGACACCCUCUAUAAUGGCAUGCAAUGCAGCAGUUGCGGCGUUCGCUUCCCGCCCGAACAAACGAUGAAGUACAGCCAACAUUUGGAUUGGCAUUUCCGACAAAAUCGACGCGAUCGCGAUGCCAGUAAGAAAGCGCACUCCCGAAAAUGGUAUUACGACGUCAGCGAUUGGAUCCAAUUCGAGGAAAUCGAAGAUUUGGAAGAGCGCGAGAAGAAUUGGUUCGAAAAGCAUGGCGCUCAAGCGGAAUUUGACGUCGAGGAAAUGGAAAAAUCCCCAACAGAGCAAAUGUUGAGUUGCCAAGCGGGACCCAAGGGCGCCGAAGAGACAUGCGAAGUGUGCCAAGACAAGUUUGAGUACUUUUUCAACGAAGAAAACGAAGAAUGGCACUUGAAAAAUGCGAUGCGCGUCGACGAAAAAUGCUAUCAUCCAAGUUGCUAUGAAGAUUUCAAGUCGGCACUUGAGCGUGACAAAUUGGCGGCGGAAAAAAUGGAUACUUCGGCGAACGAAACUGUCGAAGAAAGUAUGGAAGUGACAGAAAAUUCGGUUGAAGAAGUAGAAAAAGUUGAACCGAUGGAAGAAGAAACGGAAAAAAUCGAAGAAAAAACUGAAGAAAAACCAAAAGUUGAGGAAAAUGGCGAGUCUGAUGAUAAAAUGGACGAAACUGACGACGAUGAUGUGAUUGUUUUACCGCCCCAAGCCCCCGUUGUCACGGAAAUCUUGGAUGACGAUGACGACGAGCUCGGAUACAAAAUUAACGAAUACGAAGACACGACAAUCGAUUCGCCCAAAAUCGAAAAUUCCAAGGAAAAAUCCAAGAGUCCCGUUGAGGAAUACCAACCAACUGAUUUCACGGAGGUAAAAAUCAAACAAGAGCCCCUUGAUGAGCCCAUCGACAAUGACGACGACGCAUUCGAGGAUGUUGGCACGAUGGAAGUGAGUGUUUUGGAGGAAAUUGACGAAAAUACGCUCGAUUCUCCCGCUGUCGUUCUCUCCACAAUCGACGACGAAGCAAGUAACGCGUCACUUUUGCGUGACGAAAGUUCGCAAGAUCCCACGACGACAACUGCCGAUCCGAAUGCCUCGUUAGAGCGAAAUCUCUCAAUGACGCAAACGUAUGCCGCCCCCGCCCCCAUUGUCAAUCGCAUAAUUGUCAACAUCACAAAACCGCUCGGAGCACGAAGUCCCAAAGAUGCGGAAACGCCCGUCGCGAGUCCCUCAAACCACGAUGAGACAACGCAAGAUGGCGUGCCCGAAGACGAACCCGAGCCAGAAUACGAGGUAAAGCCCCAGCUGAGGGACAUUCAGUUUACGAAGCUUCCUACGGCGGAAGUUGGCUAUGAAACGUCUGGAUUGUGUUCCAUCAUGUAAAUAAAAAUAAAAAAAAAUCCCCUCUCGUCUCUUUUAUUUCAUUUCACUUUAAUAACAAUGAAAUUUCGAGUAUUAUCUAUUUUUUUAAUGAGUCGCACCGCCAACCACAAUGGAGAUCGUGUGAUACGAAAAAAGUUAUUGCAUUACGCAAAAAUCUUAAUAACUAAGAAAUCAUGAACUAAAAAAGAAAAAAAAAAUAAUUAUUACAAAAAAAGGAUAAAAAAUAUAUGAAAAAAAUCAAAUAAAAAAAUAAAUGGAAUAUUAAUACAAUUACAGUGGUUUAUAUUUAUUAUUUUUAAGUUUUUAAGCUUUUUU
Culicoides brevitarsis is the source of this 4868-nucleotide messenger RNA. RefSeq lists its product as uncharacterized. The coding region runs from base 303 to 4553 and encodes 1416 amino acids. NCBI's taxonomy places the organism in Eukaryota, Metazoa, Arthropoda, Insecta, Diptera, Ceratopogonidae. The transcript is spliced from 5 exons. Gene Ontology annotation, cellular component: cytoplasm; mRNA cleavage factor complex. The record is from RefSeq and is a predicted model, not a curated record. Gene Ontology annotation, biological process: termination of RNA polymerase II transcription. Gene Ontology annotation, molecular function: RNA polymerase II complex binding; mRNA binding.